AUGUCGUACAACCUCCUGGCGGAUUCGCACGCGUGGAAGUACCGUAACGAGCUGUACCGGGGCAUCCACGAUUCCAUCCUGUCGUGGCGGCGAAGGCUCAGGGGCAUCGUCCAAGAGGUCAAGGCGCUCAGGCCGGACGUUCUCUGCCUGCAGGAGUGCGAGGAUUUUCACGGCAUCGCCGCGGCUCUGGCGGGGUGCGGGUACACGGGGCUCCACGCGCCUCGAGCGGGCGGGCGGACGGACGGAAGCUCGGUGUUUUACAGGACGUCCGUUUUCCGAUGCGCCGCGUUCGAGGCUGUCGACUUCACCGACUUUGACCUCCGCGAGAACGCCGCGGCGGUGGCGUGCCUCGUGCCCUCGCACCCGAACGCGAAGCCAGUGGUGGUCGGGUGCGUUCACCUGCUGUUCAACCCGCGGAGGGGCGACCGCAAGCUCGGGCAGCUGAGGGUAUUCGUCGAGCGGGUCGAGGCUAUGCGCGACAAAUACGUCGGCGCCGUCGGGGGCGACGCGGCUCCUCACGCGAUGCUCGUCGGUGAUUUCAACGCCGAGCCGGACUCUCCGCUGUACAGAUUCAUCGUUGACGGGACGCUGGACGUGAGCAGGGUUGACAGGAGGGACAUGUCCGGU
Molecule: messenger RNA, 627 nt
Organism: Micromonas commoda
Lineage: Eukaryota; Viridiplantae; Chlorophyta; Mamiellophyceae; Mamiellales; Mamiellaceae
Exons: 1
Molecular function (GO): 3'-5'-RNA exonuclease activity
Source: RefSeq, a predicted model, not a curated record